AACAAGAUCGACGGCGAAGAAAGGCAAGGCAUUCUCUCUUCCACUUCCACCGGCGAUCAGAGACAUGGAGACGGCGGAGCUGGUUUUUGUCCCGUCGUCGGGAGUGGGACAUCUCGUCUCCACGAUCAAGUUAGUCACUCAGUUUCUCGAUCGUCACCGUCGAUUCAACGCCACCAUUCUCGUCAUGAAAUACCCAUUUACGCCGACGCCCACCGAUGGAAUCUCCGAUCCCCCGCCACCUACCGCCGCCGUUUCUCCCGCCACGCCCCGAAUUCGAGUCGUCCAUCUCCCCCUUCCUCCUGAUCCUCCUUCGCGCCAGAUCUUAUCCCUGUCCUUCGAGAAAUACUACUCUCUCUAUAUGGAGAGCUACAAAACCCUAGUGAAAAAUGCCAUUAUCGACAUUGCCGUCCCGGUCGUGGGCUUGGUUCUCGAUAUAUUUUGUUCUUCCAUGAUCGAUGUGGGUAACGAACUAGGCGUCGAUUCGUACAUCUUCUUCACUUCUGGCGCUGGAUUUCUCGGGUCAAUGUUUCACAUCGAAACCCGCGAUCGACAAAUCGGCGUCGAAUUUGACAAAUCGGAGGCUGAUUCGAUCAUUCCGUAUUUCGCCCACCCUGUUCCGAUGGGGAUUUUGCCUCAGUUUGCGUUUAACGGUGGCGGAGGAUUCAGUUCAAUGGCGCUACACGCUCGAAAGUUCAAGGAAUCUAAAGGAAUCAUCGUCAACACCUUUGCGGAACUCGAACCCUAUACUUUGAGUUCACUCUCUGAAGACGGAAUCCCUCCGAUCUACACGGUGGGGCCGGUGCUGGACCUGGAAAGCGAAAAUCGGCCAACUCCAGAUGAAAAUCAAAGCAAGGAAAUCAGGGUAUGGCUCGAUAAUCAACCGCCGUCGUCGGUGGUGUUCUUGUGCUUCGGUAGUCGGGGAUGUUUCACCCCAGCCCAAGUCAUGGAAGUAGCAAAAGGGCUCGAGAGUAGCGGAGUGAGGUUCCUCUGGUCUCUGCGCCGGCCACCGCCGCCGCACAAGAAGUUCGAAUUACCGUCCGAUUACACCGAUCUUAACGAUGUCUUGCCGGAGGUGUUCCAUGAGAGGGUUAAAGGGAAAGGAAGGGUAUGUGGGUGGGUUCGACAAGUGGAUGUUUUAGCCCACAGAGCCAUUGGUGGGUUCGUUUCGCACUGCGGAUGGAACUCUGUUUUGGAAAGCAUUUGGCACGCCGUGCCGCUCGUGGCUUGGCCGCAGUACGCCGAGCAACAGAUAAACGCCUUCGUGCUUGUUAGAGAAUUAAAAUUAGCGGUGGAGAUGAAGAUCGAUUACCAUAGGGACUGUGGAUAUCUGGUGACUGCCGAUCAGAUCGAGAAAGCUAUUCGAUGUUUAAUGGCGGACGAUGAUGCAGGGAAGGAGGUGAGGAAGAGAAUGAAAGAAAUUAGCCGGAAAAGUAGAAACGCCGUCAUUCAUGGUGGUUCCUCUUACAUUUCAUUUCAGAAUUUGAUUGAUACCAUGUUGGCUUAAUCUGAUCCCAUGAAUCUCUUUGUUUUUGGGUCUGUUUUUACAUGAGAAUCUAUGAAAUAAAGUUAAUUACACA
This is a messenger RNA of Cucurbita maxima (winter squash), 1577 nucleotides long. Its product is annotated as anthocyanidin 3-O-glucosyltransferase 2-like. The transcript has a single exon. The record is from RefSeq and is a predicted model, not a curated record. Lineage: Eukaryota; Viridiplantae; Streptophyta; Magnoliopsida; Cucurbitales; Cucurbitaceae. The coding region runs from base 65 to 1504 and encodes 479 amino acids. Gene Ontology annotation, molecular function: UDP-glycosyltransferase activity.